Molecule: messenger RNA, 3067 nt
Organism: Hippocampus comes (tiger tail seahorse)
Lineage: Eukaryota; Metazoa; Chordata; Actinopteri; Syngnathiformes; Syngnathidae
Gene: mvp
Product: major vault protein
Exons: 17
Coding region: 186-2882 (898 amino acids)
Cellular component (GO): nucleus; cytoplasm
Source: RefSeq, a predicted model, not a curated record
AGAGGGGGCCCCGCCCACUAAACGCUUCUUAAUUUUGUUUCCCCUUGCUCACCUGCGUGACUCCUGUCUGCGUCGCCGCCUCUGGCAACUCAAACGCCGAAAGGAAGUAAACGAGCGAGGAAAGCCGUUUGCGAGUGUCCUCAUGACUGAUGACCUCAUCAGGUCUUUAGCCUGUUGUUGGCGUGAUGUUCAAGAAUGCUGCAAGUAGCGCGUUCGAGAUGGGCGUCCCGGUGGACGCGUCCAUCAUCCGGAUUCCGCCUCACCACUACAUCCACGUGCUGGACCAGAACACCAAUAUCGCCCGGGUGGAGAUUGGACCGCAGACCUAUUACCGCCAGGACAAUGAAAGGGUUCUGUUCGCGCCCGUCCGGAUGAUCAUGGUGCCCCCGCGCCACUACUGUGUGGUGGUGAACCCGGUAGCCUGCGAUGACAACGGCCGUGUUCUGUUUGACGGAUCAGGCCAGGCCAAGCUCAGGCACGCCGACCUGGACAUCCGCCUCACCCGGGAUCCAUUCCCGCUUCACCCCGGGGAGGAGCUCCAGCAGGACGUGACCCCCCUGCAGGUGGUUUACCCAGACACAGCCCUCCGUCUGCAGGCGCUGCUCGACUUUCUGGACGAUGGAGAACAGCGCGUGGCGGGAGACGAGUGGCUCUUCGAGGGGCCCGGCACGUACAUUCCGAGAAAGGAGGUGAUUGUCCUGGAAACCAUCAAGGCUACGGUGAUCGGCGAGAACCAGGCCAUACGACUGCGAGCGCGCAAAGAGGGCAUCGACCGCGGGGGCAAGCACCGCGUUACGGGUGAAGAGUGGCUGGUCAGCAAGGUGGGCGCGUACCUGCCAGGUGCCCACGAGGAGGUUAUCGACAUUGUCAACGCCUUCAUCCUGACAGACAAGAAAGCGCUGCACGUGCGCGCCCUUCGACUUUUCCGCGACGCGGGGGGUCACGAGCGUCGCACAGGCGAAGAGUGGCUGGUGACCAAUGAGGACCGCGAGGCUCACGUGCCGUCGGUGGCGGAGGAAGUGGUGGGCGUGGUCAACGUCACCACACUCAGCACGCGCCAGUAUUGCGUCAUCCUGGACCCGGUCGGGCCCGACGGGAAACCUCAGCUGGGUCAGAAGAGGGUUGUCAAGGGGGAGCGCUCUUUCUUCCUUCAGCCGGGCGAGCGUCUGGAAAAAGGAAUUCAGGAUGUGUUUGUCUUGUCUGAAGAGGAAGGCCUUGUCCUGAGAGCCAUUGAGGCCUUCACUGACACCCAAGAGGACGACAUCUCAGUUGUCUUGCCUCAAAGGCAAAAGCGUAAACAUGCUGCUGAGCGCGAGGAAGCGGACCCCGAGCAGGAAGAGGAAGAGGGCGAGCGCAGCAAGCGUCGGCGUCACAGCGCCGUCCCCCGCCGCCCCGGCGACCGCUGGAUGCUGCGAGGACCCAUCGAGUAUGUGCCCCCCUCCCAGGUGGAGGUGUUGCUCAAGCGCCAGGCCAUCCCGCUGGACGAGCAUGAGGGAAUCUAUGUCAGGGAUAUCAAGAGCGGAAAGGUGCGCGCCGUGAUCGGACAGACGUACAUGCUGACCCAGGAUGAGGAACUCUGGUCCAAGGAGCUCCCCGCCAACGUGGAGGCCCUGCUGGCGUCCCCCAAGGACCCGCUGGCCGACCGCUCCAACCGUAGAAAGACCCUGAGCGAGGAACCGGAGAGCAGACCUCGGGACAAGACCUUGGUGGUCUCCUUCAGGGUCCCACACAACGCCGCCGUUCAGGUCUAUGACUACCGGGCGAAGAGGGCCCGCGUGGUCUUCGGACCCGAGCGUGUCAUGCUGGGGCCUGACGAGCAGUUCACCGUCCUGUCGCUGUCCGGCGACCGGCCCAAACGGAGCAACGUCAUCAAGGCCCUCUGCCUUCUGCUCGGACCCGACUUCUUCACGGACAUCAUCACCAUAGAAACCGCCGACCACGCCAGGCUGCAGCUGCAACUCUCCUACAACUGGCACUUUGAUGUGAAGCCGCCCGUGGAUGCCAAUGAGGCUGCCGCUCUCUUCUCGGUGCCGGACUUUGUGGGCGACGCCUGCAAGGCUAUCGCGUCGCGGGUUCGCGGUGCCGUCGCCUCUGUGCAGUUUGACGACUUCCACAAGAACUCCAACCGCAUCAUCUGCUCGGCCGUGUUUGGCUUCGACGAGAAGCUGGCGGUGCGGCCCAGUCUCCGCUUCCACCAGAACCGACUGGUCAUCAGCAGCGUGGAUAUCCAGUCUGUGGAGCCCGUUGACCAGCGCACGCGCGACGCUCUGCAGAAAAGCGUCCAACUGGCCAUCGAGAUCACCACCAACUCCCAGGAGGCCGCCGCCAGGCAUGAAGCCGAACGUCUGGAGCAGGAAGCUCGCGGGAAGCUGGAGCGGCAGAAGAUCACCGACCAGGCGGAGGCCGAGCGAGCCAGGAAGGAGCUCCUGGAGCUGGAGGCCCUCAGUGCCGCCGUGGAGAGCACCGGCGCAGCCAAAGCUGAAGCCCAGUCCCGAGCCGAGGCGGCUCGCAUCCAGGGCGAGGCGGCCGUCCACGAGGCCAAACUGAAGGUCGAGGCUCAGCGCAUCGAGGCGGAGGCGGAGCUGGAUCGGCUGGCCAAGGCUCGUGAGCAGGAGCUGAUCUACAGGAAGAAGAUGGAUCAACUCGAGGUGGACAAGCAGGAACAGCUCGCCAACAUCGAGAGCGAACGCUUCCGCCAGCUCGUCAGCAGUCUGGGCAGCGAUACGCUCGCCGAGAUGGCGCGUGCCGGACCUGAGCUGCAGGUGAAAAUGCUGCAGGCCCUCGGCCUCAAGUCCACCCUCAUCACGGACGGCUCCUCCCCCAUCAACCUCUUCACCACCGCCAACGGCCUGCUGGGGGCGCUGCCAACGCCUUCCCAGUGACUCCGCGGGGGAAAAGCAAGGAGCACGUUUCUUUGAAAGCGACCAGAGCAAAAUCAAAUAUUCACUCAUCAAAACUUGCGCAAAUCCAUCAAAAUAGAGGAGAAUAUCACAUACGCACUAUAAGCACCUUUCUCCCUGUGUGAAGAUAAUAAAUCAUAUGCAAAAAUGCGUGUCUGUGCGACCAA